Messenger RNA from Camelina sativa (false flax), 2112 nucleotides. NCBI's taxonomy places the organism in Eukaryota, Viridiplantae, Streptophyta, Magnoliopsida, Brassicales, Brassicaceae. The record is from RefSeq and is a predicted model, not a curated record.
CUACACGCCCUUAUCGAGCGACGAAUUUUUUGUAACUUGGAUCAGAAAUUUCAAUAAAGUAAUUAAAAAGAAAAAAAAGAGGAGUAGAAGAAGAAGAAGAAAAACACAUGCGAAAUUAUAAUGGACUGCCUCUGUUUCCUUAUCUCUUUACUUACACACUCUCCAGGUCCCUCACUUGUCUCAUUGGACCUCUCUAACUCUUCUCUCUCUCUCUCUCUCGUGUUUAAAUUCUUCUCCUCUUUCUCUCCACAUUUCUUGUCUUACCAAUUCCAAACACACUCAUAAUUAAAAUUUUCAAUCAACCAAACUCCAAAAAAAAAAAAAAUUACCAUUCUUCUUGAUCAUGAAACGAAGCCAUCAAGAAACGUAUCUUGAACAACAAGAAGCUCCUUCAAUGGCCGAAUAUGGCAAGAAGCUUGAAGGUAGCAGUGUUGUUGGUGGAGAUGAUAGCAUAGACGAGCUUCUCGCUGCUUUAGGGUACAAGGUUCGAUCUUCGGACAUGGCUGAUGUCGCACACAAGCUUGAACAGCUUGAAAUGGUCUUGUCCAACGAUGUUGUUGGCUCUUCUAAUAGUUUCUUAAACGACACGGUUCAUUACAACCCUUCUGAUCUCUCCAGCUGGGCUCAGACCAUGCUCUCGGGGCUUACCUACUACCCGGAUCUUGACCCGACCCGGGUUUGCGACCUGCGACCAAUCACAGACGACGAUGAGUCUUGUUGCAGUAGCAACAGCAACAAGAGAAUUCGACUUGGUCCUUGGUGUGACUCAGUUAGCAGCGAGUCGACUCGUUCCGUGGUGCUGAUCGAAGAGACCGGAAUCAGACUCGUUCAGGCGCUAGUGGCCUGCGCCGAGGCGGUGCAGCAGGAGAACCUGAGCCUCGCGGACGCUCUCGUGAAGCGCGUGGGAUCGCUCGCGGCUUCUCAGGCCGGAGCAAUGGGGAAAGUUGCCACCUACUUCGCCGAAGCCCUAGCUCGUCGUAUUUACCGGAUUCACCCUUCCUCCGCAGCCGUUGAUCCUUCCUUCGAAGAGCUGCUUCAGAUGAACUUCUACGACUCGUCUCCGUACCUAAAAUUCGCACAUUUCACGGCCAACCAAGCGAUUCUAGAAGCUGUUACGAUGGCGCGUGGCGUUCACGUAAUCGAUCUAGGGUUAAAUCAAGGGAUGCAGUGGCCGGCGUUAAUGCAAGCCUUAGCCCUCCGACCCGGUGGUCCACCGUCGUUCCGUUUAACCGGCGUUGGUGCUCCGUCGAAUCGUGAAGGGAUCCAAGAGUUAGGUUGGAAGCUAGCUCAGCUGGCUCAAGCAGUCGGCGUCGAAUUCGAAUUCAAUGCAAUAACGACGGAGAGAUUAUCCGAUCUCGAACAGGAUAUGUUCGAGACCCGACCCGCAUCAGAGACUCUAGUGGUUAAUUCGGUUUUCGAGCUUCACCCGGUUUUAGCCCAACCCGGUUCGAUCGAAAAGCUGUUAGCUACGGUUAAAGCGGUUAAACCGAGCAUCGUAACGGUGGUUGAACAAGAAGCGAACCAUAACGGCGUCGUUUUCUUAGACCGGUUUAACGAAGCGCUUCACUACUACUCGAGCCUGUUCGACUCGCUCGAGGAUAGCGCUGUGAUACCGGGACAAGACCGAGUCCUGUCGGAGGUUUACUUAGGGAGACAGAUUUUGAACGUGGUGGCGGCGGAAGGAACCGAUCGGGUCGAGCGGCACGAGACGCUGGAUCAGUGGCGGAGAAGGAUGGGAUCCGCCGGGUUUGACCCGGUUAAUCUCGGAUACGACGCGUUUAAACAAGCGAGUUUGUUAUUGGCGUUGUUCGGCGGCGGAGAUGGAUACAGAGUGGAGGAGAAUGACGGUAGCCUAAUGCUUGCGUGGCAGACGAAACCGCUCGUUGCUGCUUCGGCUUGGAAACUCGCGGCGGAGUUGCGGCGGUGAUGACAAUGACGACGUCGUCACAAAGAAGAAAACAAAAAAAAAAAACUUAGGGACCUUUUUUUUUUGAUAUAUAAAAUAAAAUAAAAUUGCGAAACCGUAACCUUUAUGUUUUUGUUAUACUGUGACUUUACCCCACUAGUUUCGUUUUAUGAUAUUUCGGCCGAAAUAUUCCGUGCUUUUUACUU